Molecule: messenger RNA, 1602 nt
Organism: Tetrahymena thermophila SB210
Lineage: Eukaryota; Ciliophora; Oligohymenophorea; Hymenostomatida; Tetrahymenidae
Product: immobilization antigen
Exons: 1
Source: RefSeq, a predicted model, not a curated record
AUGAGAAAAUCAACAUUAUUGAUUUCUGUUUUAGCUAUUAUUGGAACUGUAACAGCUACUUGCUAUGACCCUGGUGUCCCCUCAGCAUCAGGCUCAGGUUCUACCUGUAAUUGCUAAGGUCUUUAUUAUGGGUAUUCAACUGAUUAAGGCAGAACUAAAGGAUGUACAAAGUGUCCUUCUGGUACUAUUUAAGAUAAGUUUCGCAAUAAUCCUACUUCUGUUGCUGCUUGUUCUGUCUGUGCUGAUACUCUUUAUGCUACGUUCACUGGAACUUAACUUGACCCAGCUUGUACUUGCAAAGACCCUAACGCUACUUUCUCUGAAAAUGGAAAAUGCAUAUGUAAGGCCAAUACUUAUGGAACAGCUAGCACUUCCUAAACUAGCGGAUGUACUGCUUGUCCCAGAGGUUUUGGUUCUGCUGCUGGAAGCACAGCUUUAGCUGAUUGCUCUAUAUGUUUUGAUGCUGCACAUGCUACUUUUACUGGAAGUGCAAGUGCCCGAGCUUGUACUUGCAAUGACCCUAAUGCUGCUCUCAAUGCAAGUGAAAUUUGUCAAUGUAAUGCCAAUACGUAUGGAGCAGCUAGCGCUACAUCAACUAGCGGAUGUACUUCAUGCCCUGGUGGUUCUGCUUCUGCUGCUGGAAGCACAGCAUUGGCUAAUUGCUCUACAUGUAUUGAUACUACUCAUGCUACUUUCACUGGAACUGUAAUUGCCCCAGCUUGUACUUGUACUGACCCUAACGGUGCUUUCAGUGUAACUGGCAUUUGCCAAUGUAAGGCAAAUACUUAUGGAACAGUUAGCGCUAACUCAACUAGCGGAUGUACUGCAUGUCCCGGUGGUUCUGCUUCUGCUGCUGGAAGCACAGCAUUGGCUAAUUGCUCUACAUGUAUAGAUACUACUCAUACUACUUUCACUGGAAGUGCAAGUGCCCCUUCUUGUACUUGCUAUGACCCUAAUGCUGCUCUCAAUGCAAGUGGAAUUUGCCAAUGUAAUGCCAAUACUUAUGGAGCAGCUAGCGCUACAUCAACUAGCGGAUGUACUUCAUGUCCCGGUGGUUCUGCUUCUGCUGCUGGAAGCACAGCAUUGGCUAAUUGCUCUACAUGUAUAGAUACUACUCAUGCUACUUUCACUGGAACAGCAAUUGCCCCAGCUUGUACUUGCACUGACCCUAACGGUGCUUUCAGUGCAAGUGGCCUUUGCCAAUGUAAGGCAAAUACUUAUGGAACAGUUAGCGCUAACUCAACUAGCGGAUGUACUGCAUGUCCCGGUGGUUCUGCUUCUGCUGCUGGAAGCACAGCAUUGGCUAAUUGCUCUACAUGUAUAGAUACUACUCAUGCUACUUUCACUGGAACUGCAAGUGCCCCUUCUUGUACUUGCAAUGACCCUAAUGCUUAACUUAGUGCUUCUACUUCAAUGUGCUAAUGCAAAGCUAAUUACUAUGGUACUCCAAGUGCUACCUCUACUAGUGGUUGUAAUAAAUGCCCUUAAGGAUAAACUUCAGCUGCUGGAUCAACCACAAAUACUUGUGCUGAAUAAUCAACUUCAUCUUAUAUUUUAAUGCCAAUAGUUUGUUUGGUACUCUCUCUCUUUAUUGCUCUUUGA